Molecule: messenger RNA, 1713 nt
Organism: Ceraceosorus guamensis
Lineage: Eukaryota; Fungi; Basidiomycota; Exobasidiomycetes; Ceraceosorales; Ceraceosoraceae
Product: ferrochelatase-domain-containing protein
Exons: 3
Coding region: 197-1627 (476 amino acids)
Biological process (GO): heme biosynthetic process
Molecular function (GO): protoporphyrin ferrochelatase activity
Source: RefSeq, a predicted model, not a curated record
CUCGUAUAGGUGAACGUGUUGGCGCACUUGACUCUGACUCAAUACCUGGUUCGAGUGCCUACUCGACUGCUCCCAUAUUGCCGUCCAUCACCAACGCAUCUUCCUCCCGCACUUUCUAAGCGAAGCAUCGUCAAAAUCUGGAUCUGAGACUCUUCCGCCUCUCACGAGUCGCUCCUCUUGAACAGUGGCCAUCGAGAUGGUGCUGUCUCCAUCUGUUGGCACUUCGGCGGCUACGCGCCUGGCUUUCAGGCAAGGCAUCAGCGCUCCUUGCCGAGGCGCAACCGUGCCACGCCUCGCGAGCUCAUCGCUGACACACGACUCUGUGGCGCUUGCAAGACGGCUAAGUGCGCGCGGCAUCUCUUCGAAGACUAGCGCUAGUGCAGUCACCGCAGCCGCUGCUCCCGCUUCAAGUGUCGCGGCUUGCAGUCGAAGCUUGGCAACGGUGGCCUCAUCAAACACCGGCAGCAAGCCUCCCACUGCGGUCUUGCUGAUGAACAUGGGUGGUCCAUCGACACUGAACGAAGUGGGCGACUUUUUGUCCCGCCUAUUCCACGAUCGUGAACUUAUCCAACUUCCCUUUCAAUCGAGACUGGCGCCGCUCAUCGCAGCUCGCAGGACGCCCAAGAUUAAGGAUCAGUAUGCAAAGAUUGGUGGAGGAUCUCCAAUCUUGAGAUGGACCAGAACCCAGGGAGACGCCAUGGCGACCAUGCUGGACGAGCUGCACCCCGCCACUGCCCCUCACAAGGCUUACAUCGCUUUCAGGUACGCCAGACCUCUGACGGAGGAAGCACUGGAUGAGAUGGCCAAGGAUGGCGUCACGAGAGCCGUCGCUUUCACUCAGUAUCCUCAAUAUUCCUGCUCUACCACCGGCUCCAACCUCAACGAGCUGUACAGAGAAAUCCAGCGCAGGAGAAAGGAAGGCAGACCCGAAGCUGAUAUCAGGUGGAGCGUCAUUGACCGAUGGCCCACGCACGAAGGGCUCGUCGAGGCUUUCACUCAAAGGUUGAGGGACACCCUAGAGACCUACCCAGCCGAGAUCCGCCAAACGGUGCCGAUCAUGUUCUCUGCGCACUCGCUGCCCAUGCAGAUCGUUUCAGGAAGGGGCGAUCCCUACCCAGCAGAAGUAGCAGCCACAGUCGCAGCAGUCAUGGCGCGUCUUGGUUGGUCAAACCCUUACAGGGUUACUUGGCAGUCGCAAGUUGGCCCAAGCGCCUGGCUUGGACCUCAGACCAGCGAUACUGUCAAGGGAUGGGCGAAGCAGGGUCACAAGCAUGCUGUGGCUGUGCCUAUCGCAUUUACCCAGGAUCACAUCGAGACUCUCUACGAGCUCGACAUUGAGCUGGUGGAGGAAGCGGAAGAGCACGGCAUGCAACUCAAGCGAGUCGAGUCGCUCAACGAUCACCCGCUCUUCUUGCGGGCAUUGGCGGACAUUGCAGCAGCUCACCUGCAAUCCGUCGAGGGUACCAAGGCGACCUCCGAGACUUCCUCGGUCGCUGUACACCCCUUCGCGCAGGGCAAUUGCAGUACUCAGAUGGGUCUGCGUUGCCCUGGGUGCACCAAUGCAGUGUGUGGUGAACAGAAGGCCUUCUUCAAGAGUGGUGGUGCACCACUCGAUGCUGCUGCUUGAUAACGUCCUGCCCAUAUGCCCAGCCCGCGACUUCUGACGUUUCCUGCAAAUCGGUCAUUUGAGCAAUACAAACUUUGCAAACUCGG